UCAUUGUCACUUUGUCGUCCAUCAUUUUGCCUGCUGCUGAUCGUCGAAUCUCAAAAAUUUUAUAGCAGUAAUUUGAUUAUUUCAUAUAGUCAAUUUAAUAAUACAUAUAGAAUUAACAAGUGUAAGGACGAACCUACGUAAUAAAAAUGUCGUUGGAGACGGUGCCAAAAGAUCUCCGUGGAUUGAGAGCAUGUUUAGUAUGCUCAUUGAUCAAGACGUUUGAUCAGUUUGAAUAUGAUGGGUGUGACAACUGUGAUGAAUUUCUACGACUGAAGAACAAUAAGGACAAUGUCUAUGACUGCACUAGUAACAAUUUUGAUGGAAUGAUAGCUGUUAUGAGCCCGGAAGAUAGCUGGGUCUGCAAAUGGCAACGCAUAAAUCGAUUUUGUAAAGGAGUAUAUGCGAUAUCAGUAUCAGGAAGAUUGCCAGCUGGUGUCAUAAGGGAUAUGAAGAGUCGUGGCUACGUUUACAGACCAAGGGACACAAGCCAGAGAUAAACAUCAAUAAAUUUAGCAUAGUAUUUCAUUAAAAGUAAUUUAACAAUCACA
This is a messenger RNA of Spodoptera frugiperda (fall armyworm), 548 nucleotides long. It is a transcript of the gene spt4, whose product is annotated as transcription elongation factor SPT4. Gene Ontology annotation, cellular component: DSIF complex; nucleus. The record is from RefSeq and is a predicted model, not a curated record. Gene Ontology annotation, biological process: regulation of transcription elongation by RNA polymerase II; mRNA processing; chromatin organization. The transcript has 4 exons. Lineage: Eukaryota; Metazoa; Arthropoda; Insecta; Lepidoptera; Noctuidae. Gene Ontology annotation, molecular function: zinc ion binding; RNA polymerase II complex binding. The coding region runs from base 147 to 497 and encodes 116 amino acids.